AUGCCGUCCUUUAAACGCGCACCGUCGUCCUCGGACGGCGAGGACCAGAUCGAUCAAGGCUCUGAGAGUGCCCGAUCAGCCUCCCCAUCUUAUUCGCGGAAACGACAGCGGACUACCGACUCGCCAUCCUCCGAUAAUGACAUAGAAGCGAGCGAUCAUGACUCCGACGCGGCCGACCCUCUUACUGAUGAUCUGACUAUGGAUGAUGCCGAGUUGGAACUCCGCCAGACACAAAUCAUUCAAGAGAAAUACGCCCACCUUGUUGAUGAAUCAAACGUCCCCGCCGAACAUGGAAUCCUUGAACGCGUCGAAUGCUACAACUUCAUGUGUCACGAUCACUUUCAGGUGGAAUUGGGGCCGCUGAUCAAUUUCAUUGUCGGGAAAAAUGGCAGUGGGAAAAGCGCAAUCUUGACAGGCAUCACGCUCUGCCUGGGAGGCAAGGCGUCUGCCACGAAUCGCGGUCAGAGCCUAAAGAAUUUCAUCAAAGAAGGCAGAGAAAAUGCUUCCAUUAUCGUGCGGAUCAAGAACCAAGGAGACGGUGCCUAUUUGCCGGACGACUACGGAAAGUCCAUCAUCGUUGAACGACAUUUCUCCAAGAAUGGAGCGAGUGGUUUCAAAAUCAAAGCAGACAAUGGUCGCAUCGUUUCAACCAAAAAAGCAGAGCUCGACGCCAUUACCGACUACUUUUCCCUGCAGAUUGACAAUCCCAUGAAUGUUCUUUCCCAGGACAUGGCUCGUCAAUUUCUCAGCACCUCGAGUCCUGCGGAAAAGUACAAGUUCUUCGUCAGAGGUGUCCAGCUGGAGCAACUGGAUCAAGAUUACCGUCUAAUCGAAGAAUCAGUUGACCAGAUUGAGGAGAAGCUAAGAAGCAAAAUACAAGACCUCGGCUUCCUAGCCAGCCGCAGCGAUGCAACAAAGAAGAAAUUGGAGCUUUCUGAUCAGCAUGAUUCCUUGAGAGGGCGCAUCAGAAACAUGCAGCAGCAGAUGGCCUGGGCACAGGUUGAGGAAGUGGAAAGAACCCGCGAUAUCUUGAACGAUGAGAUGUCUAAAACGGACAGCAAGAUAGCGAGCGCAGAAGCCGCACUCGGCCGAUUUGACGAUGAUUUUCAGGCCGUUGAGGCUGAUUCUGAAAGGGCCGCGGAGCAUGCUUGGCGAGCCGAUUCCGAGCUUGAGGAAGCCCGAGGGGAGAGAGAAAAGAUCAAGGAGAAGCAAGACGACGCACUCAGCCAGCGUCAUGAUCUCCAGGCCGAGCAAAGACAGAUCAAACAGUAUCUCGAAGCGGCGAAAUCCAGAAUCUCGGAGACGCAACAAAGAAUGGCUGAUGAAGAACGAAGACUUGCGGAGGUGAGUGACGGAGGAUACGCUCGAAAACAGGAGGAGUGUGAGCAAGCCGCAACUCGAGCUGCUGCUGCCCGCAAAGAAUACGAGGAACAUCAGCCAGGUGCCGCGAGCUUGCAGGAAGAUGUCAAAACCGCCGGUAAGGAGAUGGAAUCGGCAAAAAAGCGGUGCGAAUCCAAAAAGAACGACAUAGGACAGGCGGAAAACCGAUUGCGGACCCUGACUAGGGAGGAUGGCCAGCGGCACACCGGCUUUCCAGAUAAGAUGCCGGCGCUCUUGAGAGCCAUUCAGCAAGAAAAGUCUUUCAGCAGUCAGCCAGUCGGGCCGAUUGGUGAUCAUAUCACAUUGCUCAGGCCAAAAUGGUCAUCCAUUCUCGAAAACUCGUUCGGUGCCACCCUGAGCAGUUUCAUUGUGAGCUGCAAGAGAGACAUGAAUAUUCUCUCGAAUCUCAUGGGCAAGGUGAAUUGCAACUGCCCCAUCUUCAUUGGAAGUGGCGGCGAUAUUGAUACCGCAGGUCACGAACCCGAUUCUCAGUACGACACGGCCCUGAGAACAUUACAGAUCAACAACCCCAUGGUGCGACGGCAGCUUAUCAUCAAUCAUGGCGUAGAACAAAUGCUGCUGAUUGAGGAUCUGGAGGAAGCUUCGACCGUGCUUUUUGAUGGCCAACGACCGAAAAAUGUGAAGCGAUGCUUCUGUAUCGACUCAAGGGAUCGACGACGAGGAAUUCAUCUCUCAUAUAAUCGUAUGGGUGAGCCUAGCCAGGCACCAGUGGGAGUGUAUCAUGGCCAUCCCCGCAUGAAAUCCGAUCUGGCCUCGCAGAUCAGCGCACAGCGUGACGUAAUCCAGGAUUUGAAAAGGCAGCUGAAUGAUUUGGAACACGAAUGGCAAUCUGCUCGGACCCGCUUCGAGAACUGCAAGCAGGCGGUUGCUCAACAUCUGCAACGAGAGAAAGAUCUGAGAAUCGAAAUGCAGGAAAUGGAGGAUCAUGUAGAAGCACUUCGAGAUGCCCUCGACAAAGACAAUGCUGAAGACGGGCGGAUCGAAGGCCUACGGACUGCUCUUCAGGAAGCCGAAGACGAGAAAAUCCUCAACGAAGGGUCAUACAGCGACAGUCAGGCAGCAAUGACCGAACUCAUGGACAAGUUGAAGAUGGUUCGGCGAGAGUUGAAGGCGCAGGAUGAAAGCAUCCAAAUCUUGGAGCAAAACUCACGCGUUGCUCAAAGCGAAAACUCGCAAGUGGAAAGCAGACGUCGUGAGAUCAUCACGAACAAGAAUAUUGCCGUUUCCAAGAUUGAAGAUGACAAAAAGGAGCGAGAGAAGAUCAAGGCGAGACGAGAUCAGGCGUCAUCGACAGUCCUGGAUUACACCGAGAAGGCGAGUAUGGUUUCAGCACGAGUUCCGGUCGACGAGGGCGAAACCACUCAUAGCCUGGAUCAGAAGCUGGUGAGGUUGCAGCGAGACUUGGAGCGCUAUCACGCAGAACUGGGCGCACCACGACACGAGAUUGCCGCUGAGGCUGGUCGGGCAGAAGCCGCGUAUCUGCAAGCGAAGAGGCAGGUCGAUGAACUGAAGACUCUUGCCCAGUAUCUCAAAGACACUCUCAAUAGCCGAAAGAAAAGAUGGGAGAUCUUUAGAUCACACAUUUCAUCUCGCGCCAAAGCCCAAUUCACUUACCUACUGAGUGAGAGAAGCUUCCGCGGUCGACUGCUUACAGACCAUGUUGGGAAGCUACUGGAUCUUCAGGUCGAACCCGAUAUCACCAAAGAUGACAGCACUGGGCGCGGUGCUAAGACCCUCUCUGGCGGCGAGAAAUCCUUCUCGCAAGUGUGUCUAUUGCUUGCUCUCUGGGAAGCCAUGGGGUCUCCCAUCCGCUGUCUGGAUGAAUUCGACGUGUACAUGGACCAUAUCAAUCGAAAGAUGGCCAUUGACAUGCUGAUGCUUGCUGCUCGACGCUCUAUCGGGCGACAGUUUAUCCUCAUCACCCCGGGGACCAAGACGGAUAUUACCAUCUCCCCCGACGUGCGGGUAAAGGAGUUGGCUGAACCCGAGCGUGGGCAAACCACUUUGAAUUUUCGGCGCUAA
Messenger RNA from Penicillium cinerascens, 3423 nucleotides. Its product is annotated as DNA repair protein SMC6. Gene Ontology annotation, biological process: double-strand break repair via homologous recombination. The record is from RefSeq and is a predicted model, not a curated record. Gene Ontology annotation, cellular component: nucleus; site of double-strand break; Smc5-Smc6 complex. The coding region runs from base 1 to 3423 and encodes 1140 amino acids. NCBI's taxonomy places the organism in Eukaryota, Fungi, Ascomycota, Eurotiomycetes, Eurotiales, Aspergillaceae. Gene Ontology annotation, molecular function: single-stranded DNA binding; damaged DNA binding. The transcript has 12 exons.